AUGCGUCUGCUAAACACCAGCACCCUUAAUUUGGAAGAAUUCGCGGAGGGCCGAAUACCUCAGUACGCCAUUCUGUCACAUAGAUGGGGCGAAGGCGAACUCUCCCUUCAGGAUGUGGAAAACGGAGAGCUAAUAAAACAGGGUGUAAAGAAAGGGGGAUACGACAAGGUGCGGCGAUUCGCCUUCCGUGCACAAUCCGACGGUUUCGAGUAUGCUUGGAUCGACACGUGCUGCAUUGACAAGACAAGCAGCGCCGAGCUGUCGGAGGCAAUCAACUCUAUGUACGUUUGGUACUAUAGAGCAGAUAGGUGCUAUGCAUAUCUUGCUGAUGUCCGGUCGGUAGAUGAGAUCUGCGAAAGCGAGUGGUUUCAAAGAGGAUGGACCUUGCAAGAGCUGCUCGCACCAGCUGAAGUCUAUUUCUUUAGCAAGAACUGGGACGACCUAGGGACCAAGGAAACACGAAAACAGGAGAUAUCCCAUCGCACAGGUAUACCGUUCGGCAUUCUUUCCGGUGAUGACGAGCUUGAAACAGCUAGUAUUGCCCAGAGAAUGUCAUGGGCUGCGGAGAGGAAGACAACGAGGGUCGAAGAUACUGCCUAUUGCUUAAUGGGAAUAUUUCGCAUUAAUAUGCCAUUACUUUACGGAGAAGGACAACGAGCUUUUGCCAGGCUCCAGGAAGAAAUCAUACGGACCACACAUGGUGACACUUCCGGUGGACUUCUGGCCGUCUCUCCAGCUGCGUUCGAGAAUUCCAGGAACAUUGUUACACUAGGCACCUCUAAUUCUCCCUCAACUGUGAGUAGUCUAGGGGUUCAUGUAGAGCUACGCUUUGUAGGCAUAGGACCUCGAGGACCAGGCCUGGCAAUUCUGAAUUGUGCGGAAGAAAAUGGCAAAGAUAAGCCAAUUUCCAUCUACGUGAGAGACAUAUCCUUGACAAUGGAGCGAUUUGAACGGCUCUACAGUGAAAAGCUCGAGCCGCUUGACAUGAGGAAAUUUAGACCCUCACAGAUUUCAACGAAGCGGCUAUGCAUCCAAAGGGGGCAUAUGUUGCCUCUACGGAAAUCCAAAAGCGUCGGAAAAAGCGAUAGAAAAGCAGAAUAUGGCAUCUACGACGAUCAAACGCUCUCAAAAUUGAUGAGUUUUGGAGAACCGACAGCCCUACACGAUGCAGCAAGAGCAGGACUUGAGGAGAAGGUAUGGCUGCUGCUUACACGAGCAGACACCAAGGUCGACGUCAAGGAUAAAGACGGACGGACAGCAUUGAUGCUUGCAGCAGAGCACGGCCACGCGGCUGUGGUUCUAAUGCUGCUCAAGAACGGUGCCGAUAUCGAGGCGAAAUAUGACGGCUGGACGGCGCUAUGGUGGGCCGCCAACGAAGGGCGCGAGGCCGUCGUCUCGCUUCUGCUCGAGAGAGGCGCGAAUAUCGAGGCGAUACCUGGAAGCAGCGGCACGCCGCUAUUAUGGGCUGCUCAGAGCGGACACGAGGCCAUGGCCGCACUGCUGCUCGAAAAGGGCGCUAAUAUCGAGAUGAAGAAUUAUUACAGCGAGACGCCGCUAUUACAGGCUGCUGAGGAAGGACACGCGGCCGUGGUUAAACUACUACUAGACAAGGGCGCUGAUAUCGAGGCGAAAGAUUAUAAUAGCAAGACGCCGCUAUCGCGGGCCGCUGAGAAAGGACACGAGGCGGUGGUUAAGCUACUACUUGAGAAGGGCGCUAAUAUCGAGGCGAAAAAUUAUUAUAACAAGACGCCGCUAUUAGAGGCUACUCGGGGAGGACGCGCGGCCGUGGUUAAGCUGCUGCUUGAGAAAGGCGCUACAAUGACGUGA
This is a messenger RNA of Metarhizium acridum CQMa 102, 1827 nucleotides long. RefSeq lists its product as uncharacterized. Gene Ontology annotation, molecular function: protein binding. Lineage: Eukaryota; Fungi; Ascomycota; Sordariomycetes; Hypocreales; Clavicipitaceae. The record is from RefSeq and is a predicted model, not a curated record.